AUGGCGACCCCGUGGCCCCAGGACGAAAUCUGGCCCACUGAUUACCGAGAGCACGCCACAAAUUUGAGCAAAUAUCUCCAAAAGGCACUGUCAGCCAUCGACAACGGCGAUGGUCUACCCGUUGCAUCCCGAGGAGUUCGAGUUGCCCUCAUUGGGGCUCUCACCCUCAUCGUCAAAAUGCAGAGCACGCCCGAUCUUGGUCACGUCUACGAAGCAGUGAAAAUCGGCCAAGUCGAAACAAAAGCCGCAGCUGAAAGCCUAGCGCAUCACGUCAACAGCCUCAAAAAUGAGCUCAACGAAACAAACACCAAAGCUUAA
Molecule: messenger RNA, 318 nt
Organism: Fusarium odoratissimum NRRL 54006
Lineage: Eukaryota; Fungi; Ascomycota; Sordariomycetes; Hypocreales; Nectriaceae
Exons: 1
Coding region: 1-318 (105 amino acids)
Source: RefSeq, a predicted model, not a curated record